Spinacia oleracea (spinach) is the source of this 2029-nucleotide messenger RNA. RefSeq names its product transmembrane 9 superfamily member 3. Bases 113 to 1885 code for a protein of 590 amino acids. Gene Ontology annotation, cellular component: membrane. The record is from RefSeq and is a predicted model, not a curated record. Gene Ontology annotation, biological process: protein localization to membrane. NCBI's taxonomy places the organism in Eukaryota, Viridiplantae, Streptophyta, Magnoliopsida, Caryophyllales, Amaranthaceae. The transcript is spliced from 7 exons.
ACCCAAAAUUAGAUCAACACGUCUUCCCUCAUCAUCUUCUUCAAUCUUCGGUAAAUUUCGAUUUGACUCUCGAUUGUAGAGAGAGGAGAGAGAAAUAGAGUUUUGCGCAACAAUGGAGAAAUCGAAGGCCACUUUAAUGGUGGCCGUUGUUAUCAUGCUGUUUUCUGGUGUGAGAUCCGAUGGCUCCGAUCACCGUUACAAAGCUGGCGAACAAGUUCCUCUUUACGCCAACAAAGUCGGCCCUUUCCACAACCCUAGUGAAACAUAUCGGUAUUUCGAUCUCCCAUUCUGUAUUCCAGAUCAUUUGAAGGAGAAGAAAGAAGCUCUUGGUGAAGUAUUAAACGGAGAUCGUCUAGUCAGUGCUCCCUACAAGCUUGAUUUUCUUGUGGACAAAGACUCGGAAGUAAUUUGCAAGAAAAAAUUGACAAAGGAUGAUCUUGUCAAAUUCCGAGAUGCAGUAGCCAAAGAUUAUUACUUUCAAAUGUACUAUGAUGACUUGCCAAUCUGGGGUUUCCUGGGUAAAGUUGACAAAGAAGGCAAACUGGAUCCAAGCGAGUACAAGUAUUAUUUAUAUAAGCAUAUCCACUUUGACAUCUUUUACAACAAGGACCGUGUUAUUGAAAUCAAUGUCCGCACUGAUCCCAACUCUUUGGUGGAAAUUACUGAGGAUAAGGAAGUGGACGUAGAAUUUAUGUAUACUGUGAAGUGGAAAGAGACAAGCACCCCGUUUGAGAAGCGAAUGGAUAAAUACUCCCAAUCUUCCUCUCUUCCUCAUCAUCUAGAGAUCCAUUGGUUUUCUAUCAUAAACUCAUGUGUCACAGUGCUUCUCCUGACUGGAUUCCUUGCCACAAUUCUCAUGCGAGUGCUCAAGAAUGAUUUUGUUAAGUAUGCACACGAUGAGGAAACAGCUGAAGACCAGGAAGAAACUGGCUGGAAAUAUAUUCAUGGGGAUGUAUUCAGGUUUCCCAAGUACAAAUCAGUGCUGGCAGCUGCUCUUGGAUCUGGUACUCAGCUAUUUACUCUUACGAUAUUCAUUUUCCUACUUGCGCUAGUUGGUGUGUUUUACCCUUACAACCGAGGAGCCCUGUUCACGGCCCUGGUUGUCAUCUAUGCUCUUACGUCUGGCAUUGCUGGUUAUACUGCAACCUCCUUUUAUUGCCAGCUGGAAGGAUCAAACUGGGUUAGGAAUCUGUUGUUGACUGGUUUCCUGUUCUGCGGUCCUCUGUUUCUCACUUUUUGCUUCCUCAAUACUGUUGCGAUAGCAUACCACGCUACUGCAGCUCUUCCAUUUGGCACAAUAAUGGUGAUACUUCUUAUCUGGACACUUGUAACAUCACCGUUGCUUGUAUUGGGUGGAAUUGCUGGAAAGAAUAGCAAGGCUGAGUUCCAAGCUCCAGUUCGCACAACCAAAUACCCCAGAGAAAUUCCACCACUGCCAUGGUACCGGGGAACUGUCCCUCAGAUGGCAAUGGCUGGAUUUUUGCCAUUUAGUGCGAUAUACAUAGAGCUUUACUACAUCUUUGCCAGUGUUUGGGGGCACAGAAUUUACACAAUAUAUAGCAUUUUGUUCAUUGUCUUUAUAAUUUUGAUUAUAGUCACAGCUUUCAUUACUGUGGCUUUGACAUACUUCCAACUUGCUGCUGAAGACCACGAGUGGUGGUGGAGGUCCUUCCUAUGUGGUGGUUCUACAGGGCUGUUUAUUUAUGGCUAUUGCUUAUACUACUACUAUGCACGCUCUGAUAUGUCUGGAUUCAUGCAAACAUCAUUUUUCUUCGGCUACAUGGCUUGCAUUUGCUAUGGCUUCUUCCUCAUGCUUGGAACUGUUGGCUUCCGCGCUUCACUCUUUUUUGUCCGCCAUAUAUAUCGGUCAAUUAAAUGCGAGUAGAUAGGUGGUGCGGCUUCAAUGUUAGACCAAUGUUUUUUUGUUCUAUAGGCUUAGCAGGAUAGUAAUGUUCUUUGUAUUGUAACCUAUGCUCGACUUCAUUCAGGAGAAAGAGUUUGUAAUCUUAUAGAGACUUGCCUCUUGUUA